CCUGAGAGGCGGUUAGUUCGAGAUGAUUUUUUUAGUGUCCCGGACCGUGUGAUUCUGUGGAGGGCCGCUCCCGAUACCUAGCCAGUGCCGUCCUAGCUUCAGAAGCAGGCUUUUGUCUGGUCUGGAACUACCCUCGGUUGGGCGCUUCUCCUUUACGUACCGACCACAGGACGUGUUUGAACUCGGUCUCAGACCCAGGAGUCACAGAUGCCUGGACAUAUGUGCCCCCUCAGGAAGCAUCGCAAUAUGACAGAGUUGCCCCUGGCAUUAAACCCCAGGAAGAGCAAGGACGUAUUGGCAGUGCUGGCGGAGAGGAACCAGGCCGUCGUGCCAGUUGGGGCAUGGGUGGAACCUGCCUCACCAGACGGCUCUGAAAUCCCAGCAUAUACUUCAGCAUGUAUAAUUGAAGAAGAAUUAAAGGAACAAUUAAAAAGAAAAGAAGAAGCUUUGAAACAUUUUCAGAGACAAGUCAAACACCGUGUCAAUCAACAAAUUAGGCUGAGAAAAAAGCAACAGCUUCAGAAGUCUUAUGAAGCAGUAAGUUCAAAAGCAGAAAAAGGUGCUGUAGCUGUGCGAUCUUUUGACCCGGCACACUUAACUCCUAAAAGGACAAGUGUUUUUCCAAGCAAUUUGAAUGCUGCUUUUGGAAGUUCUAGGUUACCUCCGUCCCAGAUGCUUGGGGAUACCAUAGAAGAUGGAGAAAAUCAGAGUGAGCUGUUUCAACAACAAGCCCAGGCUCUUAGUCAGACCAUGAAACUGGCCCGUCACCGGCUGGCAUCUUUUAAAACUGUGAGUGGAAAAAUGGCAGCUGUGUUUCCAAAUGAUAAAAGGAAAGCCUCUGCUGUCCAAGAGAAAGUAAAAUUCAAAAAUCCAUUAUUUGUUGUGAUGGAAGAGAAAAAACAAAGUCAGUGGCACUGUCAGGCUCUUGAGAAUCUUCCACCAGGAUCCCAGGGUGAUGUGAUGGAAGUCCAGACUGUUGGGCCUGAAGCUCAGACUGUUGGGCCAGAUACUCAGGCUGUUAAGCUGGCAGUUCCAUCUGCUGAGCCAGGAAGCCAGGUCAUUGAGCCAGAAGGCCAGGCUAUUAAGGCAGAAACUCAGGAAGUGAUGUUAAAAACUUGUAAUAUCAAGCUAGAAGAUGAAAAUAUUGAGUUGGAAACACAGGAUUUUGUACCCCUAAAUCAAGCCUUUCUACCUAAAGACCAAGGUAUUCUACCUAAAGACAACUGUGUUUUCCCUGAAGGUCAGAGUACUCUACACAAAUAUCAGGACCAGAAUUUCCUAUGUAGAAACCAACAUGUUUAUUUAAAAAAACAGGAUAUUCUACUUAAAUGUCAGGAUAAGGAUUUUCUACCAGAAGACCAGAAUUUUCUUCUUAGAGACCAGUGUGUACUUCCUAAAGACCAGGAAGACUUUCUACCUGAAGACCAGAGUUUUCUACCCAGAGACCAGUGUGUUCAUCCUCAAAGUAAGAAUAUUCUACCUAAACAUCAGGACCAAGAUUUUCUACCAGAAAGCCAAGAAUUGUUCUCCAAAGAUCACAAUAUAAUACCCAACUCUCAAGACCAGGAUUUUCUUUGCAAAGAGCAGAGUGUUCUCCGUAAAGACCAGAAUACUCUAGGCAAAUGUCAAAAACAAGAAUUUCCAUCUCAAGAUCAGAAAGCAGAUUUGAAGCAGCCAUCAUCCAUUCUGAUGGUCAGACAAGGGAAGGAGGGUGUUCCUCUGGAUGCCCUUCAGGAUCUGCGCAGGCAUCAUCAGGGCUCCUCCAAGGACAAGGACAGGUUUCUCAACCAAACCUCAUCUUUUACGACAGAAGAAAGAGUAAGAGAGCAGUUGCCUUUGGAGUAUCAUCAGUAUGUUCCACCUAAGAUCCAACACAAAUCCUCCUCUAGACAACAGAGUUUACAUGCUAUGCAGAAAGUGUCUACUGGGACAGCUGAACAACUGCGAGAGGAUUUGCGUGUGGGUGACCAUCAGCUUCUUGCAUCCAAGGACCAGAGGGGCCCUUGGAGUGGACAGCAGGUUUAUAAGUAUCAGUCAGGAUUGAGUGCUGAAUUCCAAGCUUCACUGGACAUUCAUUCUGGAAUGGAUCUAGAAGAAGAAAAGAAAGAGCGUCAGAAGCAGUACCUGAGACACAAAAGGCUUUUUAUGGAUAUUGAAAGAAAACAAGUAAAAGAACAAAAACGGCAAAAGGAACAGCAAAAGAAGAAAAUUGAAAAAAUUAAGAAAAAGAAAGAACAACAUUACAUUGAAGAGCAGAGGAUACUAAGACUGACUUCCCAUGAAGCACCAUUUUCAGAGCAGGAAAUGAGUGACAGUUUAGGCCAGUUGCAACUUGAAGGUGCCAGAGAAAAGCAGCAACGGAGGGAAAAAGAGUAUGCAAGAUAUGUAGAAGCCUUACGUGCCCAGGUCCAGGAGAAAAUGAAGCUGUAUAAUAUCACUUUGCCUCCACUGUGCUUUUGUGGUCCUGAUUUUUGGGAUGCUCACCCUGAUACCUGUGCCAACAAUUGUAUUUUCUAUAAAAACCAUAGAGCAUAUAAUCGAGCACUGUAUUCAGUCAUCAGUUCCUCUGAUGUCUCUGAGGGACAUUCAACUCUUCGAAACGCCAUUCAUAAUUUUGCUUCUGCACACAGAUGGAUUUUGAAAAACAUGUAAGGAGAUUUCAGAAAUCAGCUCAAUCAACUGGUACUUCAGUGUUCAUUUUUAAAUCAACUCUGGGAAAUUAUUUAGGAAAACCUGUUAAAGCAUAUCAGCUGUAUUAGCUAGAAAAAAAAAAAAAUGCUAGUCCACAUAAUUAUCUCUGUAAUUAGAAUUCUGCCUUGAGACCAAGAUUGAAAGUUGACUUCCAAAACUUGUUUCUUCUUUGUUGUGAAUCAUAGUCUGUUAUUUUAAAACUGAUCAGACAGGUAAGGUUUGUUAUAGUUUGUUUUGCUCUGAUCACAUGAGCUCAUGAGGAAUCUGUGAGCUGAUCUCACUACCAUCUUUCUAACCUGGCAUUCUUGAGUCCUAACACUAUUGAACGUCUUUAGAUAAAGCAAAAGGGAAGGUGAUAAAAUGGCUUUCUGAGCACCAGUGGCCACCUAUAUUGCCAUUAGCUUUUCUAGCUAUGUAUAAUAGUUAAAGAUGAGGAGAAUCUGAAUUUGAUACAUGUUUUCUGGGGGCUGGGGAGAUGGU
Octodon degus (degu) is the source of this 3171-nucleotide messenger RNA. RefSeq names its product coiled-coil domain containing 15 (gene Ccdc15). Gene Ontology annotation, cellular component: centrosome. Bases 208 to 2652 code for a protein of 814 amino acids. The record is from RefSeq and is a predicted model, not a curated record. NCBI's taxonomy places the organism in Eukaryota, Metazoa, Chordata, Mammalia, Rodentia, Octodontidae. The transcript has 14 exons.